Molecule: messenger RNA, 1442 nt
Organism: Hibiscus syriacus
Lineage: Eukaryota; Viridiplantae; Streptophyta; Magnoliopsida; Malvales; Malvaceae
Product: uroporphyrinogen decarboxylase 1, chloroplastic-like
Exons: 5
Coding region: 191-1207 (338 amino acids)
Biological process (GO): porphyrin-containing compound biosynthetic process
Molecular function (GO): uroporphyrinogen decarboxylase activity
Source: RefSeq, a predicted model, not a curated record
AUUUAAUUCCUCCAUCUUGACAGUGCAGUUGGGAUUUCACUGUAAUGAAACUAAUAAUUUCCCUGGAGCUUUUGUUUCUUCUCCUAAAAGAACAAAAACUAAGAAGUUUUAUGUAGCAUGCUCUUCUGCUACAAACCCAUUGUUGGUUAAAGCUGCAAGAGGGGAUCCUGUAAGUCGGCCUCCUGCAUGGAUGAUGCGCCAGGCAGGAAGGUAUAUGGCUGUUUACAAAAAGCUUGCAGAGAAACAUCCAUCCUUCAGAGAGAGGUCUGAGACAACUGAUCUCAUUGUGGAAAUUUCUUUGCAGCCUUGGGAAGCUUUCCGCCCUGAUGGAGUGAUAAUUUUCUCCGAUAUACUUACUCCACUGCCUGCAUUUGGUGUCCCAUUUGACAUUGAAGAAGUUAGGGGCCCUGUCAUUCAGUCACCGAUUCUCUCUGAGGAUUGCUUGAAGGCAUUGCAUCCUAUUGACUUGGAGAAACUACAUUUUGUUGGGGACUCCCUUAAAAUUUUGCGCCAGGAGGUUGGUGAUCAUGCAGCGGUGCUGGGCUUUGUCGGUGCUCCUUGGACAAUUGCCACAUAUAUAGUAGAGGGAGGUACAACCCGCACUUACACAAACAUAAAGAGUAUGUGCCACACAGCACCAAAUUUAUUGAGGGCCCUUCUUUCUCAUUUAACAAAGGCAAUAGCUGAAUACGUUAUUUACCAAGUGGAGUCUGGAGCGCAUUGCAUACAAAUAUUCGAUUCAUGGGGUGGCCAACUACCACCUGAUAUGUGGGAGAAAUGGUCAAAGACUUACAUAACUGAGAUUGUGAGCAUAGUACGGAAUAAAUGCCCUAAAACACCCCUUGUUCUAUACAUUAAUGGAAACGGUGGCCUCCUUGAGCGCAUGAAAGGAACCGGGGUUGAUGUGAUUGGACUUGACUGGACAGUGGAUAUGGCUGAUGGAAGGAAGCGGUUGGGUAAUGAUAUCAGUGUGCAGGGAAAUGUCGACCCUGCUUAUUUGUUUGCUCCACUUCCUGCAGUGACAGAGGAAAUUCAAAGGGUUGUUAAGUGUGCAGGAUCACGUGGGCACAUUCUUAAUUUGGGUCAUGGCGUUCUAGUCGGGACUCCUGAAGAGGCCGUGGCACAUUUCUUUGAUGUCACAAAAAGCUUGAAGUAUGACAGUUCAUCUCAAAAUCAUGCCAUGGAGGAAUCUAAAUUGUUAGUUUGAGAACAUUAUGGUUAGACGGAAUCCUGAGAUUUUUUCCCCCUAUAAAUUGGCCCUUGAUGGUUUAAAUCAAAUCUUAUCCCUGCAUCACAACCUCAUAAUGUUUAAUCAAUUUGCAUUAUUUUAAAGGGGUUGAUUGGAGUUUGGCUCUAGUACAUCCUUUAGGAUAAGCUGGUUAGGUAUAUUCAUUGUGCCAGUUAUUAAACUUUGGGGAUGAAUGAAAUUCCUGAUUUUUUUU